Molecule: messenger RNA, 4695 nt
Organism: Marmota monax (woodchuck)
Lineage: Eukaryota; Metazoa; Chordata; Mammalia; Rodentia; Sciuridae
Gene: Myo1c
Product: myosin IC
Exons: 32
Coding region: 203-3394 (1063 amino acids)
Biological process (GO): vesicle transport along actin filament; actin filament organization
Cellular component (GO): microvillus; plasma membrane; myosin complex
Molecular function (GO): microfilament motor activity; actin filament binding; ATP binding
Source: RefSeq, a predicted model, not a curated record
CCUGGACUGGACUGCUCCAGCUGUGUCCUGAGGAGCUGGACCAGCCAUAUCCCUUGGGGCUGGAGUUGAAGCAGAACCAAGUGGUCAUCCCAGCGUGAGAGUGUAGAUUCCUGGCCUCGGAUCGGCCAGCACCAGUAGGCAAGCAGGCCUAUCUUCUCAGCCCCGGCUCAGCGAUCAGCACACUGGCUUUCCACAAAGCAGAAUGGCACUGCAAGUGGAGCUGAUACCCACGGGGGAGAUCAUCCGCGUGGUUCAUCCCCACAGACCAUGCAAGCUUGCCCUGGGCAGUGACGGGGUGCGGGUAACCAUGGAGAGUGCCCUGACUGCCCGUGACCGGGUGGGGGUGCAAGAUUUUGUGCUGCUGGAAAACUUCACCAGCGAGGCUGCCUUCAUUGAGAACUUGCGGCGGCGCUUCCGGGAGAACCUUAUUUACACCUAUAUUGGCCCCGUCCUGGUGUCUGUCAACCCCUACCGAGACCUACAGAUUUAUAGCCGGCAGCAUAUGGAGCGUUACCGUGGCGUCAGUUUCUAUGAAGUGCCACCCCACCUGUUUGCAGUGGCUGACACUGUGUACCGGGCACUGCGCACGGAACGCCGGGACCAGGCGGUGAUGAUCUCUGGGGAGAGUGGGGCAGGCAAGACAGAGGCCACCAAGCGGCUACUACAGUUCUAUGCAGAGACCUGCCCAGCCCCUGAGCGAGGGGGUGCUGUGCGAGACCGAUUGCUGCAGAGCAACCCAGUGCUGGAAGCCUUUGGAAAUGCCAAGACCCUUCGGAAUGAUAACUCCAGCCGAUUUGGGAAGUACAUGGAUGUGCAGUUUGACUUUAAGGGUGCCCCCAUAGGUGGCCAUAUCCUCAGUUACCUCCUGGAGAAGUCCCGAGUGGUACACCAGAAUCAUGGGGAGCGGAACUUCCAUGUUUUCUACCAGCUGCUGGAGGGAGGUGAGGAGGAGACAUUGCGCAGACUGGGCUUGGAACGAAACCCCCAGAACUAUCUGUACCUGGUAAAGGGCCAGUGCGCCAAAGUUUCUUCCAUCAAUGACAAGAGUGACUGGAAGGUUGUCAGGAAGGCGCUGACAGUCAUCGACUUCACUGAGGACGAAGUGGAGGACCUGCUGAGCAUUGUGGCUAGUGUCCUGCACUUAGGCAACAUCCACUUUGCUGCUGAUGAGGAGAGUAAUGCCCAGGUCACCACUGAGAACCAGCUCAAGUACAUAACCAGGCUCCUUGGUGUGGAAGGCUCAACACUGCGGGAAGCCUUGACGCAUAGGAAGAUCAUCGCCAAGGGAGAAGAGCUCCUGAGCCCCCUGAACCUGGAGCAGGCUGCAUACGCACGGGAUGCUCUUGCCAAGGCUGUGUAUAGUCGCACUUUCACCUGGUUGGUUGGGAAGAUCAACAGGUCACUGGCCUCCAAGGAUGCUGAGAGCCCCAGCUGGCGGAGUACCACGGUUCUUGGGCUCCUGGACAUUUAUGGCUUUGAGGUGUUUCAGCAUAACAGUUUUGAGCAGUUCUGCAUCAACUACUGUAACGAGAAGCUGCAGCAGCUCUUCAUUGAACUGACACUCAAGUCAGAACAGGAAGAGUACGAGGCCGAGGGAAUCGCGUGGGAGCCUGUUCAGUACUUCAACAAUAAGAUUAUCUGUGACCUGGUAGAGGAGAAGUUCAAGGGCAUCAUCUCCAUCUUGGAUGAGGAGUGUUUGCGCCCUGGGGAGGCCACAGACCUGACCUUCCUGGAGAAGCUAGAGGACACUGUCAAGCACCAUCCACACUUCCUCACGCACAAGCUGGCUGACCAGCGGACCAGGAAAUCCCUGGGCCGUGGGGAGUUCCGCCUUUUGCACUAUGCUGGGGAGGUGACCUACAGCGUGACUGGGUUUCUGGAUAAAAACAACGACCUUCUCUUCCGGAACCUGAAAGAGACCAUGUGCAGCUCAAAGAAUCCCAUUAUGAGCCAGUGCUUCGACCGGAGUGAACUCAGUGAUAAAAAGCGGCCAGAGACGGUGGCCACCCAAUUCAAAAUGAGUCUCCUGCAGCUGGUAGAGAUUCUGAAGUCUAAGGAGCCUGCCUACAUCCGCUGCAUCAAGCCCAACGAUGCCAAACAGCCCGGCCGCUUUGAUGAGGUGCUGAUUCGGCACCAGGUGAAGUACCUGGGGCUGAUGGAGAACCUGCGCGUGCGCAGAGCUGGCUUCGCCUAUCGUCGCAAAUACGAGGCUUUCCUGCAGAGAUAUAAAUCACUGUGCCCAGAGACAUGGCCCACAUGGGCAGGACGGCCCCAGGAUGGUGUGGCUGUGCUGGUCAGACACCUUGGCUACAAGCCAGAAGAGUACAAGAUGGGCAGGACCAAGAUCUUCAUACGCUUCCCCAAGACCCUGUUUGCCACAGAGGAUGCCCUGGAGGUCCGUCGGCAGAGCCUUGCCACGAAGAUCCAAGCAGCUUGGAAGGGUUUUCACUGGCGGCAGAAAUUCCUCCGGGUGAAGCGAUCAGCCAUUUGCAUCCAGUCGUGGUGGCGUGGAACACUGGGCCGAAGGAAGGCAGCAAAGAGGAAGUGGGCGGCACAGACCAUCCGGCGGUUCAUCCGUGGCUUCAUCCUGCGCCACGCACCCCGUUGUCCUGAGAAUGCCUUCUUCUUGGAUCAUGUACGCACGUCAUUUUUGCUUAACCUGAGACAGCAGCUGCCCCGGAAUGUCCUGGACACUUCCUGGCCAACUCCCCCACCUGCCUUACGCGAGGCCUCAGAGCUUCUACGGGAAUUGUGCAUGAAGAACAUGGUGUGGAAGUACUGCCGGAGUAUCAGCCCCGAGUGGAAGCAGCAGCUUCAGCAAAAGGCAGUGGCUAGUGAGAUCUUCAAAGGCAAGAAGGAUAAUUACCCCCAGAGUGUCCCCAGACUCUUCAUCAGCACACGGCUUGGCACAGAUGAGAUCAGUCCCAAAGUGCUGCAGGCCCUAGGCUCUGAAUCCAUCCAGUAUGCCGUGCCAGUAGUGAAAUACGACCGCAAGGGCUACAAGCCUCGCUCCCGGCAGCUACUGCUCACACCCAGCGCUGUGGUCAUCGUGGAGGAUGCCAAAGUCAAGCAGAGGAUCGAUUACGCCAACCUGACUGGAAUCUCUGUCAGCAGCCUGAGUGAUAGCCUCUUUGUGCUUCAUGUGCAGCGUGAGGACAAUAAGCAGAAGGGGGAUGUGGUACUACAGAGUGACCAUGUGAUUGAGACACUCACCAAGACAGCCCUCAGUGCGGAUCGUGUGAACAACAUCAACAUCAACCAGGGCAGCAUCACAUUUGCAGGGGGACCUGGCAGGGAUGGCAUCAUUGACUUCACACCUGGCUCAGAGCUGCUUAUCACCAAGGCCAAGAAUGGGCACCUGGCUGUGGUGGCCCCACGGCUGAAUUCUCGGUGAUGAAGGUGCCCACUGGAUCCCCUCCGAACUCUCAAUGCUUUGCUUACCCAUUCUCUCCUUCCCAGUUACCAAAGACUCGAGCUUCCAGACAGGGACCCAGGGACACCUCAAAGCCCACCUGCAGCCUCCUGCCUCCUGCUCACUCCUCUCUCAAGGAAACAGCAGGGGCUAUGGAGCUACCCCAGGAGUGGGCCAGGCCGGGCCACAGCAAUAGGAAAGCCAGGGCCAGAGCAAGCCAUGCCAGCCCAAUGCUGAUGCCAAAUAUGUGAGAGAAGGGAAUUUUUGCUGAGAUUUUCUCUGAGAUUUUUUGAUGCUUUAUAGGAAACUAUUUUUAAAAAAAAAAAGCCAUUUUCCUAUCCCAAGGCACACUGGAUGUGUUUUUCCUGACUCAAACAGGGCAAGGAAUGUAGCUGAGAGGUUGGGUGGGCUGGGCUGUGGGCCCCUCUCCCCUGGCCAGGCCACCCUCUUCUCGUUCCCUUGGCACCUUGUCUGUCUGCCUGCCUGCCUGUCUGUCCACAUAUACCUUUUGCAGCCCUAUCUGACCUCCACCUGGGGGCUGAGACCACCUUUGCCUGCCUUCUUCCUGCCUUAAGAAUGCCCUUUUAGGGUCUGAAGGUAUAGCUUGAUGUUAGAGCCCAUGCUUAGCAUAUGUGAGGCCCUGGGUUCAAGCCCCAGUAUAAAUAACAAAUGCCCUUUUAAUAUUGUCAUCCCCAGUCUGAGGGCAUCCUGGGGUGGGAAAAGAAGUCUUAAACCAUAAAAUUUGGAAAACUCAGAUUAUAUAGUCUAGCUACCUGGGGUAACAGAAUUAGAGACAGAGGCCCAAAGAGGAAAAGGCAUUGACCAAGGUCAUACUGUAGGUUGGGGCAAAACUAGGACUGCAGCCCCAUCCUCAGCACACUUCACUGCCACUCCCAGGGACAGGGGAACCCCAUAAAACAUGGGUCAUGUCUUAAGUGUGCAUCUGGCUCCCUGACCAGCAAUCACCCUUGGGGGCCACCAGUUGGGAGGAACACGUCUGCCUGAGUUCAUGCCUCAGGAUGACAACUCCCUCCCAUACACUUUUGACCCAGUUUAAGAUUUAGAGUCUUUACUGGCCUGGCCUCUGCCUGGCUUGUGUGCAUGGGGAAGGGGCUGACCUUGAGAAGGGGCUGGCAGGGGCAUCACUUCUUUCUGCUGCUUCCCCUCUGCCCCAGAGGGCCUGGGGGCUGCCCAGCUGCCUCUGUGCCCUCCAGGGGUCUCAGCCCACUGCCGACACUUUUGCAAUCUGGAGAAACACUAAAUAAAGCAAUAUGUGUUUGCCA